CGGCGGGGGUUGCCGCAGCCGCCAUCUUGGAUUCCGCGGUAGCGGUGGCGGCAGUAGGGCGCCGCUGCUGGGGAGUGGCUCGUCCCUCCCCCGCCCCCCGGCGUUCGGUGGCGGCGGCUCCUCCCACUGGGGGGGUGGCGCGGCGGCGGUGGCAUCUAGGGCCAUGGCGGCGACUACUGCUAACCCGGAAAUGACAUCAGAUGUACCAUCACUCGGUCCAAACAUUACCUCUGGAAACCCUGGGCCAGCCAUUCAAGGUGGAGGAACCAUUGUCCAGAGGGCUGUUAAGCGGCGACCAGGGCUGGAUUUUGAUGAUGAUGGAGAAGGGAACAGUAAAUUUUUGAGGUGUGAUGAAGAUCAGAUGUCUAAUGAUAAGGAGCGGUUUGCCAGGUCGGAUGAUGAGCAGAGCUCUGCGGAUAAAGAGAGACUUGCCAGGGAAAAUCAUAGUGAAAUUGAAAGGCGACGGCGGAACAAGAUGACAGCUUACAUCACAGAGUUGUCAGACAUGGUACCCACCUGUAGUGCCCUGGCUCGGAAACCAGACAAACUAACCAUCUUACGCAUGGCAGUUUCUCACAUGAAGUCAUUACGGGGAACUGGCAACACGUCCACUGAUGGCUCCUAUAAGCCGUCUUUCCUCACUGAUCAGGAACUGAAACAUUUGAUCUUGGAGGCAGCAGAUGGCUUUCUGUUUAUUGUCUCAUGUGAAACAGGACGAGUGGUAUAUGUCUCUGAUUCAGUUACUCCUGUUUUGAACCAGCCACAGUCUGAAUGGUUUGGCAGCACACUUUAUGAUCAGGUGCACCCAGAUGAUGUGGAUAAACUUCGUGAACAGCUUUCCACUUCAGAAAAUGCCCUGACAGGGCGUAUCCUGGAUCUAAAGACUGGAACAGUGAAAAAGGAAGGUCAGCAGUCUUCCAUGAGGAUGUGUAUGGGCUCAAGAAGAUCCUUUAUUUGCCGAAUGAGGUGUGGCAAUAGCUCCGUGGACCCAGUCUCCAUGAAUAGACUGAGCUUUGUGAGGAACAGAUGCAGGAAUGGACUUGGCUCUGUGAAAGAUGGAGAACCUCACUUCGUGGUGGUGCACUGCACAGGCUAUAUCAAGGCCUGGCCCCCAGCAGGUGUUUCCCUCCCGGAUGAUGACCCAGAGGCUGGCCAGGGAAGCAAGUUUUGUCUAGUGGCCAUUGGUAGAUUGCAGGUAACUAGUUCUCCCAACUGUACAGACAUGAGUAAUGUUUGUCAACCAACAGAAUUCAUCUCCCGACACAACAUUGAGGGGAUAUUCACUUUUGUGGAUCACCGCUGUGUGGCUACUGUUGGCUAUCAGCCACAGGAACUCCUAGGAAAGAAUAUUGUAGAAUUUUGUCACCCUGAAGAUCAGCAGCUUCUAAGAGACAGCUUCCAGCAGGUGGUGAAGUUAAAAGGCCAGGUGCUGUCUGUCAUGUUCCGGUUCCGGUCUAAGAACCGAGAGUGGCUCUGGACGCGAACCAGCUCCUUUACUUUCCAGAACCCUUACUCAGAUGAAAUUGAGUACAUCAUCUGCACCAACACCAAUGUGAAAAACUCAAGUCAGGAACCACGGCCUACGCUGUCUAACCCAAUCCAGAGGCCACAGCUAGGUCCUACAGCUAACUUACCCCUGGAGGUGGGCUCAGGGCAGCUGGCCCCCAGGCAGCAGCAGCAAACAGAACUGGACAUGGUUCCAGGAAGAGAUGGACUGACCAACUAUAAUCAUUCCCAGAUUUCUGUUCAGCCUGUUGCAACUACAGGGCCAGAACAUGGCAAGCCCCUUGAGAAGUCAGAUAGUCUAUUUGCCCAAGAUAGAGAUCCAAGAUUUUCAGAAAUGUAUUCCAACAUCAAUGCAGAUCAGAGUAAAGGCAUCUCCUCCAGCACUGUCCCUGCCACCCAACAGCUAUUCUCCCAGGGCAACACAUUCCCUCCUAACCCCCGGCCGGCAGAGAAUUUCAGGAAUAGUGGCCUGGCCCCUCCUGUAACUAUCGUCCAGGCAUCGGCUUCUGCAGGGCAGAUGUUGGCCCAGAUUUCCCGUCACUCCAACCCCACCCAGGGAACAGCCCCAACUUGGACCCCUAGCACCCGCCCAGGCUUCUCUGCCCAGCAGGUGGCUUCCCAGGCUACAACCAAGUCUCGUUCUUCCCAAUUCGGCGUGGGCAACUUUCAGUCUCCGUCCUCCUUCAGCUCCAUGUCCCUCUCCAGCACCUCUACUGCAUCAUCUGGUGCUGCUGCCUACCCUAGUCUGACGAGUCGUGGAUCCAACUUUGCUCCUGAGACUGGGCAGACUGCAGGACAAUUCCAGACACGGACAGCAGAGGGUGUAGGUGUUUGGCCACAGUGGCAGGGCCAGCAGCCUCAUCAUCGUUCAACUUCUAGUGAGCAACAUGUUCAACAGCCAUCAACACAACAACCUAACCAGCCUGAGGUCUUCCAGGAAAUGCUGUCUAUGCUGGGAGACCAGAGCAGCAGCUACAACAAUGAAGAAUUUCCCGAUCUAACUAUGUUUCCCUCCUUUUCAGAAUAGAACUGUUGGGGUGAGGAUAAGGGGUGGGGGAGAAAAUCACUUUGUUUUUAAAAAGCAAAUCUUUCUGUAAACAGAAUAAAAAUUCCUCUCCCUUCCCUUCCCUCACCCCUGAUGUGUAUCCCCUUUCCCUUUGGGACUCCCCUGCCCUUCUGCCUCUCUGACCUAACAUUUAUAGAAGAUAUGGAAUGAGUCUCCAAGGAUUUUAGGACCCUUUGAAAAUUUGAGGCUAGAUGAGAUUAGAAUGCCUUUCUUUAUGUCUCCUGACUAUAAGUUGUAUAGUUUUUAUUUGAGCUAGCGUCAAGGGGCUAGUUAGAAAAACCAGACCUCCACUGUUUGCCUUGGAUACUGUGGUGUACUUUUUGAAAGAAAUUCUGAGUGGAGGAGAGAAGAAUGGUCCUCAUAUUUGAGGCCCGUGAAGCAUGGUAGGCAUAUUCGGAGCUUUAGGAAAUGAGCAUAGACUCUUUCUAUUGCCUGUGAGCAGUUCCCCUGGAAAGAAACAUGUGAGUAAGUGAAAGAGAGACAGUGUGUGUGUGUGUGUGUGUGUGUGUGAGCAAGUGUGUUUCUGUGUUUGUUUCUCCCUUUUAGGGAGUUAUGCAAAAAUUUGUCCCAGAUUUUAUCUUUGUCUUUCUGUGUGCUUUUCAAAGAGUCCUAAGGAGUUAAAUCUUCCUUCCACUUAGAAUUGCAGCUAGAGUAUUUAAAUAAAUGUCCUUGCUGCACUAUGUCUAUGCCCAGCCCUACUGUAGGCAGAUACAUAAAAUCUGUUAAUGUGGUUGAUCUAUUAUCAAACAUAUUCAGUGAUAAAGCUAAGUUGCUACCACAUUUGGUGCUCUCACCUUAUCUGGAAGAUCUGCAAACAUUAUCAAAAUAGGCUGGCUAGAUAAAAACUUUCAGAAACCCUGGACGUGGCCAUAAAGAUAAUGCUGCAUUUUCUUCAGAAUCACACAUGAUUUGUGUGUGUGUUUUCUAUAGAGGUUAUUUCUGCAUGGAAACUCAACUUCUUGGAUUAGCAGUCCUAGUGAAAAUCCUCACUGUCAGAGUAUAAGCCAAAUAUAAAUUCUUCUGCAAAGUAGCCUCUUCAAUCCCAUCCUCAAAAUACCCAGGCUAUCGAGAAACAUUUGGGUCUCUCCUGAGCCUGUAGUUCUUUUCUCUUUGCUCUUUCUCCAAUCUUGAGAUUGGGUUUUGCUUUAGAAUGCAAGCAUAAUUCCAUGUGAUAGAUGGGACUUGGACUCCCGUCCCAACAGGGUCACUUGGUAAUUAACUAUAGCCAUAUAAAAGUGGAUACAGGUUUCUAUUCUCACCUUUUACCUUCCUCAGGUUAGUUAUGAAUAUCAGCCUUUUUAAAAAAAAAAAAAAUUGGCUCUGGCCAAUAUCUAAGUGCAAGGCUGAAUUAAUUAGGAGAAGGCAUAUUAAAUGUAGUCACAGGGGACUGAAGAUCACAAAUGGCCUUGGAGAGUCUGAGGGAAUGUCGUUUUCUGGGUUUCCCUCCCUUUUGUCUCCAAUCCAGUAAGAGGUAGUGAGGUGGAAAGGAGACGGUUUAUUUUUUUAUUCUAUGUGCACACAUACAGUAUACAUAUAUAUUUAUAUCACAGUUUAUGAAACCAAAAAGUUGAGUUUCCAAUGGAAUCCUUGUUUUUUUAAUAAUCAACUGUUUUUAAAUAUGAUCAGGACUAUAAUAUUGUACAGUUAUUACAGGACUUUGGGGAGAGGGGAGGGUGGGAGAAGAUGCUCUGGGGGUUUUGUUUCUGCUUUUCCUUCAGGGUUUUAUUUUUGAUUUUUUUUUUUUCUCGUUGGCCAUUUCUGUUUUGCUGGCAUCUGUGCUAAGCCUUACAGUGGCAAAAAUAAUGACAUGUAGCAAAGAUUUUAAAACAAGAAAUUUUUCCUUUUGUAAAA
Messenger RNA from Oryctolagus cuniculus (rabbit), 4423 nucleotides. It is a transcript of the gene ARNT, whose product is annotated as aryl hydrocarbon receptor nuclear translocator. Gene Ontology annotation, cellular component: cytoplasm; transcription regulator complex; nucleus. Gene Ontology annotation, biological process: regulation of DNA-templated transcription. Gene Ontology annotation, molecular function: protein dimerization activity; DNA-binding transcription factor activity. The record is from RefSeq and is a predicted model, not a curated record. Lineage: Eukaryota; Metazoa; Chordata; Mammalia; Lagomorpha; Leporidae.